Symbiodinium necroappetens is the source of this 1338-nucleotide messenger RNA. Lineage: Eukaryota; Dinophyceae; Suessiales; Symbiodiniaceae. The record is from the annotation of a GenBank genome assembly.
AUGUUUGCUGGCUCACAAUGCUUUCCGACGUUGAUCCUAUACAUCGCCUGCUGCCCUCCUUCGGAUGUCGUACCGCUGCAAGACUUGAUCUUAACCUGCCCAGAGGAAUACUUGGAAUCGCGCGGAGAGGACUGCUGCGGUGCUCCCAAAGACCGCGCAGACUUCAUCCUCCGGGUCCUGACUGCUGUUGGUCCAUCGAAGCUAACAGCUGAACCAGAGGAGCGCUCCUAUGUCAUCGCUGCCCUGGAAAGGGUGCUCGUGGACUUUGAGCACAAGAGCUUGGAGGGCUGGCGAAGGCUAGCAGUCACCACGGCUACCUCUGCCUGCUUGCAGGCUGAUGCUCUCAAGGAUGAGAUGAAGCAAGCAGCUGAUGAGAAUCGCUUGGUAGCGGACGUUGCAGGAGAGCUGUUGCCGCGCGCCCUGGCGACAAGUCGAGUUCUUGCCAAGGCAGCACUGCGAUUGGAGGCUUUCUCGAGCUAUCUUCUUGCCCAAGCAGCUGUCGACUCCGGAAUUACGUUUCCCGAAGUUGAUCAGCAGGAGGUGAGACAUCAGUUUGAUGACCUCUUGAUGGACUACUACAAAAUGGUAGUGAGGGAGCAUGACGAACUCGCCUUCAACAUCAUUCCGUCCUUCCAGGCUUCUUCUGUGAAACGUGUUGUUCCUGUCAAUUCGAUGUCUCCUGUCUACCUGUUGGUGCUGAACCUGGGUCAAACUGCGAAGGUGGGUUUCACUACGCUCUGGAGCAUCCUCAGGUUGAGGUCUGUGCCGUUGCGCAUCUUCGUUCUGGGCGAUGCAGCAGGUCUUGAGAACUGGCGUGCCACUCUGCAUGAUCUUGAGACAUCUGGCAAGAUGCGAAGCCUCAACCUCAUUGAAUUCGAGUACGUGGACUUCACGACGAACAUGAAUUUCCAGCUUUUCAUGAGUCAGUAUCCAUCCGACUGCGACGUGAACAAGAUCGGUGAGGCCUUGUUGGCUCGCUUCAUCUGCCAUGAGCUUCUGCCGUCUCACGUGGACCGCGUCAUAGCCAUGGAUCUGGGUGAUGUCCUCGUGUUGGAUGACAUCGCAGACCUUUGGGCGCAGUUCGACACGUUUGAGAAGCACCAUGUCUUUGCAGCUGCGCAUAUUUCUGCCCUGAGCCAUGUCAACGGAGGUCUGGCCUUGUACGACUUGUCCAGGAUGCGCGCUCGUAACUGGACAUCGCUCGCACUGAGGGCAGCAAGAGAAGGACUUGGAAGGAGCGGUGACUGCAUCCAUGACCAAUCAUUGAUGAACACGUUGCACCUUCACAGUCCGGGUGAGCCAAGCCCCAUGCAAACACUGCCUUGUCGCUGGAUGCUG